Plectropomus leopardus (leopard coralgrouper) is the source of this 3935-nucleotide messenger RNA. Its product is annotated as transforming acidic coiled-coil-containing protein 1-like. The record is from RefSeq and is a predicted model, not a curated record. Lineage: Eukaryota; Metazoa; Chordata; Actinopteri; Perciformes; Serranidae. Gene Ontology annotation, cellular component: cytoplasm. Gene Ontology annotation, biological process: cerebral cortex development; nuclear migration; mitotic spindle organization.
GAGGGGAGGGGAGCAGAGAGAGGAGUGACUACUGAUGCUCCAGUAAUCUGCACUGUGUGAGUCAGUGCUGGGGAGAGCAAAGCAGCAACAGAAACAGCAGCAGACACGUUUCCCUCUCACGAGCGCCAACAGUGCAGAAGAGCAGGAUGGGAAAGCAGACCGGCUGAGCAAGAGGAGGAAGUGAGCAAGCCAUAUAGAAAGCUAGAGGCUGACGUUAGGAGGGAGAGAAUACAGAUCGACAGCUUCUUUUUGAGAGUCUCCUUUGAAAAGGAUUUUGGCAGACCACUGAUUGACAGCAGUGGCAAUCUAAACAAAUCCAAAGGAAGCGGAAGUUUACUGUUAAAUCUUGGAGGUGGCAGCAGGUUGAAGACUCGACGUGGUGCUCGACGUGGUGCAGGGAUGUCCUGGUUGUCGCCGGUCCAGUGGGCCAAAUGGACAUGGUCAGCAGUGACAGGGGGCGCAGGGGACGAGGGGCAGCCCAGAUCAGAGGACGGCAGAGAGGACAAUUCAGACUCGGAGGGGACCUUUGAGACUCCAGAGGCAGAGUCUCCAGGUGUUGUGAAGCUGCUGAGCCAACUGGACAACUCCAACCACACAGUUCUUCCUGAUGUUACAAACCACUUUCUGGACAAGAACUCUAACCAGGAUGUCAGCCCAGUUUCAUCCCAAGAAGCUGAUUCCCUGAACAACCUCUCUGGCUCCUCAUCUAAUGACUGCAGCUUUGGUUUGGACCAGAACCUUAACCUGACCCUCAGCAGCAAAUCCAGUCCUGGAGAGAGCCUCUCCCCAUGCAGCCCUCUGCCCCAGUCUCAAGCCCUCCGGCCUCCAUCACUGUCUUUCCUCUCCCCACUAAACAAGCCCGAUCCUUGUGAGGUGGACGACGAGGCUCCGGUGACGUCUGACUCCAGUCCGGACUCAAACUUAAUCCCAAGUCAUGACCCUUAUGUGGAUCCUAAUGGCAACAUGGACUCCAGCGCUCCUAACACAAAACUGAGCUGUGAAACCAACGGCACAAUUAUAACGAACUCCUGUAAAGUGAAGCAGAACCAGCUGAUGCAAAAGGACUUCAGCGGACAGGAUGACCAUCAUGGAGGCCACGCCACAGACGAGGAGAAGUUGGCGAGCAGUGCCGGCAUCAAACCAGACAAGGACCAAAGUGACUGCCAUGUGACAGCAAAACCUGAUGACUCAGACUGCUGCUCUGUGCAGUUCGAGGACCCGUGCAAGCUGAAAAAGAAGUUGGAGGGAAGCGAAAUGCAUAAAACAGGAAGUCAGGUCCUGGAUUCCAUCUGCAUCAGUGAGGCAGAAAAACAGGCCGUCCUCAGCCUUAUUAGAGAGGAGAUCAUCACUAAAGAGGUGGAAGCCAACGACUGGAAGAAAAAAUUUGAGGACAGCAGACAAGAAGUCAGUGAGAUGAGAAAGAUUGUUGCAGAAUAUGAAAAGACAAUCGCUCAGAUGAUCGAGGACGAGCAGCGCAACAAACAGAGUUCCCAGAAGGCUUUGCAUGCUGUGACGAUGGAGAAGGAAGCCGCUCUGGCAGAUUUGAACUCCGUGGAGCGCUCUCUCUCUGACGUGUUUCGGCGUUAUGAAAAUAUGAAGAGCACCUUGGACGGUUUCAAGAAAAAUGAAGAGGUGCUGAAGAAAUGUGCUCAGGAGUAUCUGGCCAGAGUCAAGCAGGAGGAACAGAGAUACCAGACACUUAAACUCCACGCUGAGGAGAAACUAGACAAGGCCAAUGAGGAGAUUGCUCAGGUGCGUGCAAAGGCAAGUUCAGAGAACAUGGCGUUGACCGCCAGUUUGAGGAAGGAACAGAUGAAGAACGAGUCUCUGGAACAAGCUCUGCUGCAGAAGAAUCAAGAGAUGGAGGAACUUACCAAGAUCUGUGAUGAGCUGAUCGCCAAAAUGGGAAAAAUAGACUGAGAGAAACUCCCUGUGAAUCAGACACUACCGUCCCUCCGGUCCUGCCUAACAGCGACGCCCUGUGCAUGCCCCCCGCUGAGAAGCAGCUCUUGUACCCUCUGCCAGCCCUGCAUCACAGAGACUGUCUAUGUACAGAUGUCUAAAGUAACUUCCUGUGUACUAAAAUUGCACUACUUUUGACCUGAAUCAAGAAGGUUUUUCUGUACAUGCUAAUUAUUUCUCAGUCUGGGACUCUGUUAUAUGUGUGUGGACACGUUGUUUUGUUUGCAUUUUUGCCAGUUGUGACGCAACGUGGACCUCGUGUGCUUUCGCUCAUCAUGCCAGCAAGCAACAACCAGCUUGUGACUCAACUUACAUUCCCAGCAGCUUAACGGCUAAAUUCCCAGCAACCCCUCCAACAGGAUGACAUCGUGCAGGCGGCAUCAUGCAGGCGGGGGUUGUUUUAGAGUUACAUUUAGGUAUACAGAGUAUUUCAAUGGGCUUUUAAAAGGAUUGUUUUAUAUUAAAGCAGCAAUCCUUUAAAUGUAUUUUUCUAUGAAGUAAACAAGGACUUUACUCUGAAAGAGCAACGCUCAGGGGUAUUGUGUGGGGCAGAAUGAGGUCAAAGUUAAAGUCAGGCUGCACAAAAACUGGAGGAAAGGAUUUAGGAUUGUUUGAGGACACACAGUCGUCCUCAGAGGCCUCGGUUUGUUCAUGAGAAACACUAAAGCCUGAAAGAGUCUGAACCACGUGUCGGUGAAACUAGUGCUGCAAAUAAUUCAAAGCAUUUACUUCACCGGGGGUCUGGACACUGUGUUUAUCAGUCACAGAGAAGUAUAAUAACCUGACAAUCAUAGAUUUUCCUGUGGUUACAUAAACUUUGUGGCGUUGUCUUUUCAAAUCCACAAAGUCAAUAAAAAGAAAACUUCAUCCUGAAGUGUAAAGAGUAAAAAGGCUAAAUCAACACUUAUCAUCACUUAACUAUCAUGUGUUAAGAAUCCUGAACAACUGGAAAACUUAAAAACAGUGACUCUAUAUUUUUGGCAGAUAUUUAAAACUAUUAUAAGAGUAGCAAGUGCUGCAAUAUGUCAAUAAUAAGUUUUUCUUCUUUUUAAACGUACACUGUGUCUCAGACUGAGUGUCCACUAAUCAUGUGUACCUCCCAUCAUGUAGGAAACUACGAGUUUUAGGAGCUUUUCGUCUGUUGCUCAUGUGUGAUAAAGACGUGAACUCUCACGCCUGUAUUUACAGCACAGCACCAGUUAUUUAGCAGAUGUAUCUGUUUCUUUGCAUGAUUAUUUUCAUACCUUUAUGUUUCUCAAAAUGCAGGUUGUUUCAGUAACACAGCCAUAAAACUAGUUGUGUAGCAAUGAGUUACGAGGCUGUGACAUAGUAACUGGGUAUCAGUGAAAUAUUUCAGAACUUGUGCCAAUGUGAUUUCUGAGUAUAGGUUCUAAUGAGAAAAAAGCGAAAAAAAUGUUUUCAAUACUUACAAUUUUCUACAUAGGAAAUUUUCUUUCCAUUGAAAAAUAUAAGCCAAACAUCUCCACAACAUUGAUAUUUUUUGAAGGCUUAACAAAAACCUACAAUAUGCCUCAAUAAAAUAGAGUACAUAAUAAGAAAAUCUGAUUUAAAUCAGGCAAUAUUUGGUCAAAGAAACGGAAAAAAAGACUAAAAAUCUGACUUCGCAUUUACUUAAAUCUUGAAAAAUUUUCCAUUCCUUGAUAGUCACUAUUGAAAAAGUUGAAAUAUCUGUAUUGAUAGCUAGACUCUUAACCACCAUGUAUAUCCACAUGAGGUGCCACAGUUUAUAUUUGUGCCAUUCUAAUGUCACAUUAGCUCUCGCCACGCAACUGGUUUGUGUUUGCUUUACAAUAUAAUGUUUUGUCACUUUAGCUGCUUUCUUGAAUUAUUGUUUGUACAUGUAUUUGUAUAUUAGGAAUGGCGAUCUCACACUUGUGUUGACAGAUUGAGGACUAACAGCGUGAGUGUGUGUACACUUAUCUGAAUAAACAUAAAUAUAAUUUGUUCUACUA